UGGGUUAAUGACGCAACGAGCAGAAGAAUAUCAGACUUCCUCCUUGCCUUUCAACAAGCUCCAAGCACCGGACAUAGUACCAAGACCGCAUCUCCUCGGCUUUUUGCAUGAUCAAUUCAACCCGACCGACAUCCAUGGACUGUCUGCAUCGGCUGGUGGAAGCGUGGACCGGACCGCCACGAGCAGCGCCGAUCUCAUCCCGAUCGGUGGACCUGCUCCUCCUCGGCACGGGUUGGACGGGAAGCUUCCUGCUGCCGAUAGCAGCAGACGCAGGCUUUCGAACCGCCAGCACGACGAGGGACGGGUCGAAUGGGACCAUCCCGUUCCAUUUCGACCCAGAUGUGGACGGCGAUGAUGAUCUGGAGCAGUAUAUGCGGCUGCCAAACGCUACAACGGUAGUUAUUAUCUUUCCGCUGUAUGACGGAGAGCACAGCAAAAGGCUUGUGCGCAGCUAUGAGCGAACAAGGGAUGAAGAUGUGGCGAGGCCACGUUUCAUCCUGCUUGGAAGCACCGGGAUCUACAACAAUGGGUCGACUCUGCAAGCCAAGAUUGCAUGGGACUCUCCAAAAACAGCGCUGCCGCCGAUGACGGAACUCAAAGGGAAACUCAAGAAGCACCAAAAGACCCCACGGAGUCCAUGGAUCGAUCGCAACUCCGAAUACGACACGACCAACCCGCGGGCAGCGGCUGAAGACGCUUUCCUGGCACUGUCGACCGCCUCGCCUCCAUCGCGAGUCUCCGUGCUCUGCCUGUCCGGGCUGUGGGGUCACGGCAGGUCCCCACGGCGCUUCAUCGCUGCGAUGGCGAGCAGCAAACAGCGGCUGAGAGCACUGGGAAGCCUCAGCCUCGUUCAUGGAAGAGAUGUCGUAAGGGCGAUUCUGGCCAUGCAUAGCUUAUGGGCGCGUGCGGAAGGCCAGCGGUGGGUGCUGACGAAUGACAGAUACUAUGACUUUUGGGACCUUGCCUCACGCUGGGGUGGCGCAGGCGAAGCAGGGCGCAAUCAUCCUCCGCGUGGCCCACAGGGCAAGUGGGUACAAGAGCUGAUGGCAGAAAGCCAGCAGCAAGAGUCAACGAACAAUCUCGUUGAGGGGCUUGACGAAGAUGAAAACACCAUUGCGGACAAAGGUGCUGGGCUCGUUCAAGGCCCUUACUCGUCCACGGGAGCCGUACGCGCUCUGCCCCGUACACCAGAACAAUGCGGCGAGGCGCUGGACUCAUCCGAGUUUUGGAGGACGUUCGAUCUAGUCCCUGCGGUCCCUUGGGUAGACUGACGCGCAUAAUGGCACAUAUGCAGCUGAACCUACGCGUCAACGCCCGAGAAACACAUAUUUCUUUGGAUCCUAUCGAAAGUUCCCUUGCUGCCGGAUGCGAUUCCAUCUCUUUUGUAAGAUGAUAACACGCAUGUUAGCAGUAAUGUACAGACUUAAAGGCAGCCGUCUUUUCUUUGAC
Molecule: messenger RNA, 1449 nt
Organism: Tilletiaria anomala UBC 951
Lineage: Eukaryota; Fungi; Basidiomycota; Exobasidiomycetes; Georgefischeriales; Tilletiariaceae
Exons: 3
Coding region: 135-1271 (378 amino acids)
Source: RefSeq, a predicted model, not a curated record